AUGGACGCGUUUACUUCAUUCUUCGAUUCCCAAUCUUCUUCAAGAAACCGCUGGAAUUACGAUUCCCUCAAAAACUUCCGUCAAAUCUCCCCCGUCGUUCAGAAUCACAUCAAACUGGUUUAUUUUACAUUGUGCUGUGCUAUUGCUGCUUCAGCUGUUGGAGCGUUUAUUCAUGUGUUAUGGAAUAUUGGAGGUUUUCUUACCACGGUGGCGGGUAUUGGAACCAUGAUUUGGUUGUUAUCUACGCCUCCUUUUGAAGAGCGAAAGAGAGUGUAUUUGUUGAUGGCUUCGGCUUUCUUUCAAGGGGCCUCUAUUGGACCCUUGAUUGAUUUGGCUAUUGUUAUUGAUGCUAGUCUUAUUGUUACUGCAUUUGUGGCAACCUCCUUGGUCUUUGCAUGUUUCUCAGCAGCCGCCUUGGUUGCAAAGCGUAGGGAGUAUCUCUACCUUGGUGGCUUGCUUUCUUCUGGGCUGUCUAUUCUCAUGUGGUUGCAUUUUGCUUCCUCUAUCUUUGGGGGAUCUACUGCUCUCUUUCAGUUUGAGUUGUAUUUUGGGCUUCUGGUGUUUGUGGGCUACAUUGUAGUAGACACCCAAGAAAUUAUUGAAAAAGCUCACUUGGGUGAUCUGGAUUAUGUGAAGCAUGCAUUGACCCUAUUCACUGAUUUGGCUGCAAUCUUUGUGCGGAUUCUUGUUAUAUUGUUGAAGAAUUCAGCCGAGAAAAAUGAAAGAAAUGAAAGAAAGAAGAAGAGGAGAGAUGAUGACUAG
Lathyrus sativus (Indian pea) is the source of this 762-nucleotide messenger RNA. The record is from the annotation of a GenBank genome assembly. Lineage: Eukaryota; Viridiplantae; Streptophyta; Magnoliopsida; Fabales; Fabaceae.